GCCUCACCCCCAGCUUGGGGGUACCUUGAACAUAACAGGAAAUUUGAAACAACAGGAAACCAAGGCUGGGCAGGCGGCAGCCCCACCCUGCCCAGGGCAAGCCACCCCGGGCCUCAGUCUGCCCCAGGGGACCGCCAUGAACACCACGGGGCCCCCGGCAGAGGCCCCCGAGUCCUGCCAGCAGCUGGUGGCCAGUGGGCACAGCCGGCUCAUCGUCCUGCACUACAACCACUCGGGCAGGCUGGCCGGGCGGGGCGGGCCCGAGGAGGGGAGCCUGGGGGUCCUGCGGGGCAUCUUCGUGGCCGUGAGCUGCCUGGUGGUGCUGGAGAACCUUCUGGUGCUGGUGGCCAUCGUGACCCACAUGCGGUCCCGGCGCUGGGUCUACUACUGCCUGGUCAACAUCACGCUCAGUGACCUGCUCACCGGCGUGGCCUACCUGGCCAACGUCCUGCUGUCGGGCGCCCGCACCUUCCACCUGGCGCCCGCCCACUGGUUCCUGCGCGAGGGUCUGCUCUUCAUGGCGCUGGCCGCCUCCACCUUCAGCCUGCUCUUCACCGCCGGCGAGCGCUUCGCCACCAUGGUGCGGCCGGUGGCCGAGAGCGGGGCCAGCAAGCGGGGCCGGGUGUACGGCUUCAUCGGGCUGUGCUGGCUGCUAGCCGCCCUGCUGGGCCUGCUGCCCCUGCUCGGCUGGAACUGCGUGUGUGCCUUCCAGCGCUGCUCCAGCCUGCUCCCGCUCUACUCCAAGGCCUACAUCCUCUUCUGUGUGGGGGUCUUCGCCUGCAUCCUGGCGGCCAUCAUGGCGCUCUACGGGGCCAUCUUCCGGGUGGUGCGGGCCAACGGGCAGAAGGCCCCCCGGCCCCCCUCCCGCCGCAAGGCCCGCCGGCUGCUCAAGACGGUGCUCAUGAUUCUGGUGGCCUUCGUGGUGUGCUGGGGCCCGCUCUUCGGCCUGCUGCUGGCCGAUGUCUUCAGCUCCACGGACUGGGCGCAGGAGUACCUGCGGGGCAUGGACUGGAUCCUGGCGCUGGCCGUGCUCAACUCUGCCGUGAACCCCCUCAUCUACUCCUUCCGCAGCCGGGAGGUGUGCCAGGCCGUACUGGCCUUCCUCUGCUGCGGGUGUCUCAGGCUGGGCCUGCAGGGGCCCAGGGACUGCCUGGCCCAGGUCAGUGAGGCCCACUCUGGAGCCUCCACCACGGACAGCUCGCUGAGGCCCAGGGACAGCUUUCGGGGCUCCCGGUCACUCAGCUUUCGGAUGCGAGAGCCCCUGACCAGCAUCUCCAGCGUGCGGAGCGUCUGAGCCACAGCAGGGACCCGUGUUCCGGGGGGCCGGGAGCACACCGGGAGUGUGGGGGCUCUGAUGGAGAGGCAGGAACAGGGCAGCCGGCUGGGCAUGUGUCCCGAGGCCCCACGGUUCCCCUCACAGCGCCUGGGCCCACUGACGCCAAGCGGGUGUCCCAUGGUCUCCCUGGAGGAGGCGGCUGCUCACCGGAACAGGGAGGGUCCUGGAGUGGGGGUGAGUGGGUUUACUAUGUACGUCCCCAGCUCCUGUGUGAUUCUGGGGAGUCCCAGCCCCUCCCCAGCCUCCGGGGGGCUCCCAGGCUAUGAGGGGCGGGCAGCAGUAGGGACUGAUGGCCUGGCAACACGGAAGUUCAAUGAUGGUUUGUCCCAGCCUCCCUCUUAUUCACCUGUGGGCACCGGGGCGAUGGCGCGGGGCAGUGGCUCAGCCGGCGGCGUGCGAGCAAGGAGGGCUGUGGGUCUGUGCGGAUUGGGGAUAUGGCUGUGACGGGGAGCAGCAGAGUGUGCGUGAGUGUGUGUGCAAGAGAGACAGAGCGAGAGCGAGCGAGCGAGAGAGAGAGAGAGAGAGAGGGAGGUGGGCACACAACAGGGUGUGCUGAGAGUGCUGGUGGGUCUGUGUGCACAGACACCUCGUGUGUGUGUGUGUGUGUGCAUGUGUGUGUGCAUGCACAUGUGUGAGA
This is a messenger RNA of Zalophus californianus (California sea lion), 1973 nucleotides long. It is a transcript of the gene S1PR4, whose product is annotated as sphingosine-1-phosphate receptor 4. The transcript has a single exon. The record is from RefSeq and is a predicted model, not a curated record. The coding region runs from base 137 to 1294 and encodes 385 amino acids. Gene Ontology annotation, biological process: G protein-coupled receptor signaling pathway. NCBI's taxonomy places the organism in Eukaryota, Metazoa, Chordata, Mammalia, Carnivora, Otariidae. Gene Ontology annotation, molecular function: sphingosine-1-phosphate receptor activity. Gene Ontology annotation, cellular component: membrane.